Scleropages formosus (Asian bonytongue) is the source of this 1177-nucleotide messenger RNA. RefSeq names its product zinc finger matrin-type protein 4-like. Bases 494 to 1177 code for a protein of 227 amino acids. The transcript has 6 exons. The record is from RefSeq and is a predicted model, not a curated record. Gene Ontology annotation, molecular function: nucleic acid binding; zinc ion binding. Lineage: Eukaryota; Metazoa; Chordata; Actinopteri; Osteoglossiformes; Osteoglossidae.
AGUUGUUAGGUAGUUGGUUAACUCGGUCCUCAGAGACCUGCUUAUCAGCGCUCCUAUCUCAGUCCCUCCGUGUCUGAGUCUCAGUUUCUCAGUGUCUCCUCGUACCCGCCGCGACGCUCAAACCCCUCUUCCAGUGUCAGCGCGGAACUGCCGCUGUCUCUGCGCGAAUGAAAACUCUCAGUAACAUCCUGUGCGGUGAAUAAGCGGACGCUGCUCCUCCGUCCCCGAUUCCUUGACACCCUUCGAUAUCCGAAGAGGACCACUCGAGCCCCUAGGCUGGCACUGACGGUCCGGACCAAGCACGUGUCGUGAAGAAGAAGGACUUCGAAUGCGUUUCUUAGCAGCAGAACACAGUGGAUUAAGUGUCAGGGGUAAAUCAUCUUACAGCAUCGAGCUUUAACUUUUUGGAUACACAACCGUGUCGGACUUGCCCUAGGCUAAGUGGGUUUUGGACUAAGAGAACCGCGUAGAGGCGAAUAAAGGUGUGAUAAAGAUGAAAUCUGCCUGUGGAGGUGAUGAAGAUCUCUUCACGGAGAGCUACUGUAACAUCUGCAAUGCCCAGCUCAUCUCUGAGUCCCAGCGCAUCGCUCAUUAUGAGAGUAAGAAACAUGCCAACAAGGUCAGGCUCUUCUACAUGCUUCACCCUGAGGAUGGUGGCCCACCCUCCAAGAGACUGAGGCCAGACAAUCCGGGCAGUGAUGAGACUGAAGUGGACCGGAACAAGUGCUGCACCCUCUGCAACAUGUUCUUCACCUCUGCUGUUGUGGCUCAGUCCCACUACCAGGGCAAGACACAUGCAAAGCGGGUCCGACUGGUCCUAGGAGUCCCACCCACCAAUCCCACCCCAGCAGAGCCCAGUCCCUGCACGCUGAAACCCACUGACCUACCAGCAGCCCCGUCAUGGCCUCUGACCAAUAAUAGUGAAGCAGGAAAGUACUGCUGCCUUUGUGGUGCCUGGUUCAACAACCCCCUGAUGGCGCAGCAGCACUAUGAGGGCAAGAAGCACAGGAGGAAUGCUGCACGAGCCAGGCUGACGGAACAGUUGGCUGGGAGUCUCGGUGCCGUUGAAACCACAGGUUUGCGUAGCAGCUAUUCCUGCAGCACAUGCAACGUGGUUCUUAACUCCAUUGAGCAGUAUCAUGCACACCUCCAGGGCUCCAAACACCAGAACAAGUGA